Penaeus chinensis is the source of this 2004-nucleotide messenger RNA. RefSeq names its product enolase (gene Eno). The record is from RefSeq and is a predicted model, not a curated record. The transcript is spliced from 6 exons. Bases 16 to 1470 code for a protein of 484 amino acids. Gene Ontology annotation, cellular component: phosphopyruvate hydratase complex. Lineage: Eukaryota; Metazoa; Arthropoda; Malacostraca; Decapoda; Penaeidae. Gene Ontology annotation, molecular function: phosphopyruvate hydratase activity; magnesium ion binding. Gene Ontology annotation, biological process: glycolytic process.
AAGUAGCGUAGUGGCAUGGUGCCUGGUCCAGAGGGGCGCGGCCUGUGUCACUUUGCCACGACCUUGCCCACAGGACAUAACCCUCAACAUUUUCGUCCGCUGUUUCUCCGUUGCCGUGUGAAGGUUGGCGGGGACACGAGAAGAUUCCACCAAGCAGCCACCAAGAUGUCUAUCACCAAGGUUUUUGCCCGUACCAUUUUCGACUCCCGUGGUAACCCCACAGUGGAGGUUGACCUCUACACCCACAAGGGCCUGUUCCGCGCUGCUGUUCCCUCUGGUGCAUCCACAGGUGUCCAUGAGGCACUGGAGAUGCGUGAUGGAGACAAGUCAAAGUACCAUGGCAAGUCUGUCUUUAAGGCCGUCAACAACGUGAACACCAUCAUUGCUCCUGAAAUUAUUAAGAGUGGACUGAAGGUAACUCAGCAGAAGGACUGUGAUGAUUUCAUGUGCAAGUUGGACGGCACUGAAAACAAGAGCCGCCUUGGUGCCAAUGCCAUCUUGGGUGUCUCCCUGGCCAUUUGCAAGGCUGGUGCUGCUGAGCUUGGCAUUCCCCUCUACAGACACAUUGCUAACCUUGCCAACUACUCCGAUGUGAUCCUGCCUGUGCCAGCCUUCAAUGUCAUCAAUGGUGGCUCUCACGCUGGCAACAAGCUGGCCAUGCAGGAGUUCAUGAUCCUGCCCACUGGUGCCAACAGCUUCACUGAGGCCAUGCGCAUGGGCUCUGAGGUGUACCAUCACCUCAAGGCUGUGAUCAAGGGCCGCUUUGGUCUGGAUGCCACUGCUGUUGGUGAUGAGGGUGGCUUUGCUCCCAACAUCCUGAAUAACAAGGAUGCUCUCACCCUGAUUCAGGAAUCCAUUGAGAAGGCUGGCUACACUGGCAAGAUUGAGAUUGGCAUGGAUGUGGCUGCUUCAGAGUUCUACAAGGGCGAGAACAUUUACGACUUGGAUUUCAAGACUGCCAACAACGAUGGCUCUCAGAAGAUCACUGGGGACCAACUUAGAGACUUGUAUAUGGAAUUCUGCAAUGAGUUCCCCAUUGUUUCUAUUGAAGAUCCCUUCGACCAGGAUGACUGGGAGAACUGGACCAAGAUGACCUCUGGCACCAGCAUCCAGAUUGUUGGUGAUGACUUGACUGUGACCAACCCCAAGCGCAUUGCUACAGCUGUUGAAAAGAAGGCUUGCAACUGCCUCCUCCUGAAGGUCAACCAGAUUGGCAGUGUGACAGAGUCCAUUGAUGCUCACCUUCUGGCCAAGAAGAAUGGCUGGGGCACUAUGGUUUCCCAUAGGUCUGGUGAGACUGAGGACUGCUUCAUUGCUGAUCUUGUUGUUGGUCUGUGCACUGGCCAGAUUAAGACUGGUGCUCCUUGCCGCUCUGAGCGCUUGGCCAAGUACAACCAGAUCCUUCGCAUUGAGGAGGAGCUCGGAGCCAAUGCCAAGUUUGCCGGCAAGAAGUUCAGGCAACCCUGCUAAGUUGAAUCGUGAAAUUCCGAAUGCUGAAAGGCAGUUUGCAUGUUACUGCUUGAUGGAUACAAGCAAUAUGUCUCUGCAUUUUUAUUUUCAUGGAACGCCUCUUAUCUCCUGUGGGGGUUAUAGGUGUCUAGGUUGCAAAAACCUUGCAUCUGAAAAGUAAUAUUUUUUUUACUACAUUCAUUUUAAUUAAUGUUAUCAUUUAUUUUUUUCCUGCAAAGAGUGAAUAACUAUGGUCUUCUUAUUGAAAAUAUGCUCCCAAAAUUUUGCCAGCAGAAUAUAUAGAAAUAUUCCAUUUAAGAUGAAGCUUUAAGUUAGGGGUAUAUUUUGCUUUGGCUGAUACUAAAGCAUUGAUCCAACAAAAUUCUGUGUUUUUGUCUGUUAAAAAUAUAUUCGUCUCGACUAGUCAUGUCCUCCUCUCGUCCUAGGUCUUAGAGAUCUGAAUGUUGUAAUGUUCCCAAGUGAUAUCCAGCUGAAAGAAAUGUUCUGUAUGAUGGUUCAUUGUGUAUAUAAGGAACAUUAAAAACAAAAGCCCUA